Molecule: messenger RNA, 4565 nt
Organism: Mangifera indica (mango)
Lineage: Eukaryota; Viridiplantae; Streptophyta; Magnoliopsida; Sapindales; Anacardiaceae
Product: putative multidrug resistance protein
Exons: 7
Coding region: 646-4344 (1232 amino acids)
Biological process (GO): transmembrane transport
Cellular component (GO): membrane
Molecular function (GO): ATP hydrolysis activity; ABC-type transporter activity; ATP binding
Source: RefSeq, a predicted model, not a curated record
UCUGGAAAUCAUUUCUCUUAAUUAGCUUUUGCUCUUAUUUCUUUCUUGUUCCAUUUUAAAUCUGUCUCUCAAAUCUUCUUCCUCGUAUAUUUAUUUUGUUAUAUUUAUAAUAGCAUUAUAUUUGUUCAUUUAAAUCAAUUCUUACAAGAGAAGAAAUAGACCUAAGCUGGCCGAAAUCUUAUCCCUUUUCCUUAUUCUAACUCUGGUAUUAAGAAGAGACAAGAGUCAUCCAACUUGAAAGAAAAAUUCUGAAUGGAAAGAGUUAUAAAUUAGGACAGAGACAGACGGGGCAAAAACAACAACGAACAGAGCAAAAUUGACGACAAAUCAGUUCGAUGAUGUAGCUUGGUCCUUUCCAAUUGGAAUGGUCACAAAAGUCUACUGCCAACCUGGCGUUUGUCGUCGUCCGAUUGAGCGUCUCCGUCAGGUCUCCCCUUCUGCAGGCCCGUUUCCAUAAUUCGUAUAUUAAAUCUAACAAUAAAGUAAGACUCUGUCAAUAUACGAUUGUUGGCAUCCAUAAUAUGAAAAUUGACAUGCAUGACCGCCAUACGUUCACAUGAAGAUGGCUAUAUUUAGGGAGAAAACAAUAUGCAAUUUACAGUUUGAAAAUCAGAAAAAUAAGAAUACAGCUAGCUGAGGUGAAAAAUGGCGGAAAACGAUAGAGUCGAGGUCAAAGAUGAGAGCAAAGAAAAAUCAAGAUUGCCAUCAGGGUCACUGUGGAGGGUUCUGAAAUAUGCUGAUUGGAAGGACAAGGUGUUGAUGAUGCUUGGUUUAAUUGGAUGCUUUGCAAAUGGAUUGGGUAUGGCUCUGAUUCAAAUAGUUAUGAGCAACUUAAUGAAUAGCUACGCUUCUUCUUUCUCUCGUCAAGAUAUGAAUAAGUUCGCUUUGGACUUUAUUUAUCUUGCAGUUGGCGUGGGUUCAGGGGCAUUUCUUGAAGGAUUUUGUUGGGCACGAACCGCUGAGAGACAGACAUCAAGAUUACGCACAAUGUAUCUGAAAGCUGUACUGCGUCAAGACGUAGGAUUCUUUGACACAAGUGAGGAUAAAUCCAUCACAUCCCAAGUUGUCUCCACUAUCUCAAAUGACAUGCUCAAAAUACAAGGGGUUUUUUCUGAAAAGUUGCCAAAUUUCCUUACAAAUAUGUCAUUAUUCAUCGCACCUCAACUGGCUGCUUUAUACCUUUCAUGGAGAUUGGCCGUGGUGGUUGUUCCCGGCCUCUUUUUGCUGAUUAUUCCGAUGAUGGUGUAUGGGAAACUCUUAAUGAAGAAUGGAAUGGAGAUAUAUAAAGCGUAUGCGGUUGCAGAAGGGAUAGUCGAACAAGCCGUGUCAUCGAUAAGGACUGUAUAUUCGUACGUUGGAGAGGAAAGGAUGAUGAAAAGCUAUUCAAAUGCAUUACAACAAACAAUGCAACUCGGAAUCAAGCAAGGAUUGUUGAAAGGAAUGGCGAUUGGGAGUAUCGGAGUUACAUUUGCACUGUGGGCAUUUCAGGCGUGGUACGGCAGCGUUUUAGUGAUCCAGAAGGGAGAUAAAGGUGGGAAUGUUUUUACUGCUGGAGCUUGUAUCGUAUUUGGAGGACUUGCUCUUGGGAGUGCAUUAAACAACGUUCGGUUCAUUACGGAGGCAAACGUUGCCGCUUCACGAAUAUUUGAGUUGAUUCACCGAGUUCCGAGCAUCGAUUCUGAAAACCAACAAGGCGAAAUCAUAGCAGAUGUUAAAGGUGAACUGCAGUUCAACAAUAUAGAUUUUGCCUAUCCUUCAAGACCAGAUAGCUUGGUUUUAAAAAAGUUCAAUUUAAAAGUAAUGGCCUGCCAAACUGUUGCUUUGGUGGGCAAAAGUGGUUCUGGUAAAUCAACUGUUAUAAAUUUACUAGAAAGAUUUUAUGCUCCUCUUCGAGGAGUAAUCCUCCUUGAUGGUGUUGACAUAAAAGAGCUCCAAUUAAAAUGGCUUCGAAGUCAAAUGGGUCUUGUCAGUCAAGAGCCUAUUCUUUUUGCCACCACAAUCAAAGAUAAUAUCCAGUUUGGGAAAGAAAACGCUUCAAUGGAGGAGAUCAUCAGAGCAGCUGAAGCCGCGAAUGCACACAACUUCAUUGAGCAACUACCCAACAAAUAUGACACCUUGGUGGGGCAGUUGGGAAUUCAGAUGUCUGGAGGGCAAAAACAAAGGAUUUCUAUAGCAAGGGCAUUGCUUAGAGACCCAAAAAUCCUGCUACUAGAUGAAGCGACAAGCUCACUGGAUUCACAUUCUGAAAAGGCUGUGCAGGAUGCUCUAAAUCAGGCUUCAAUCGGGCGAACUACAAUAAUUAUCGCACAUCGUCUUUCUUCUCUGCGCACUGCUGAUUUAAUUACAGUCAUUAAUUCGGGAGAAGUGGUUGAAUCAGGUUCUCAUGAGGAGCUCUUGCAAAACACAAAUGGUGCGUACUCAACAAUGGUGCAACAACAGAAAACUUUGACUGAUGAUGAAGUUACUGUCUCCCUUGUUAAAGAAACUGAAUGCAGAAAUGAUAAUGAACCUAUUUCUGAAGGUUCUUUUGAAAAUAAGGAAAGUGUCAAGAAGCCUGAAGAUCCUCAUGAUCCCCCAAAUUUGAAGCAGUUGAUGCUCAUGGCAACGCCUGAAUGGAAGUCAACCCUUUUAGGUUGCAUUGGGGCAAUUUCCAAUGGGCUAAUUCAGCCAUUUCAUACUUUCUGCAUGGGUUCUCUUCUAUCUGUUUACUUUCUAAAUGAUAAAAAUGAGAUUAGAUCAGAGACAAGAAAGUAUUGCUUCAUCUUCUUGUCCUUUGCCGCCUUGUCCUGCAUCACCAAUGUGAUUCAGCAUUACAAUUUUGGGCAUAUGGGAGAGAGCUUGACCAAAAGGGUGAGAGAAGAUGUGUUUGGAAAGAUUUUAACCUUUGAGAUGGAGUGGUUUGAUGAAGAAAACAACAACAGCGGCGCAAUAUGUUCAAGAUUGGCUACUGAUGCUACCAUGGUAAGAACUCUGAUCGCUGAUCGAUUGUCGUUGCUGGCUCAGUCCAUUUCAUCAACUACUUUAGCAGCUGUUCUGACUCUAGUACUAUCCUGGAGACUUGCAAUUGUAGCACUCGCCGUUCAACCGCUUGUAAUUUGCGCCUACUAUGGCGUUGCAGUUAUAAUCAAGAGAAUGUCCAAGAAAAUACUGAAAGCACAAAACAAGGCCAGUGAAUUAGCCAGUGAGGCAGUUGGAAACCACAGGAUUAUUACCGCAUUUUAUUCUCAAGAUAAGAUUUUGAAACUAUUUGAGCUCACACAAAUAAUUCCCGAGAAAGAGAGCCAUAGACAAUCCUGGUAUGCAGGUUUUGCAUUAUAUUUCUCACAAUUCAUCACAUCUGCAAACACUGCACUACUUCUCUGGUAUGGUGGGAAACUUCUCUAUCAAGGAAAUAUCCUAUAUAAGAAUAUCUUUCGGAUAUUCUUCAUCUUGAUGUCCACAAGUAAAGUGAUAGCAGAUGCAGGAAGCACAACAUCGGAUUUGUCCAAGGGAUCAAGUGCAUUGGAGUCGAUUUUUAUGAUUUUGAAAAGAAAGAGUAAAAUGGACCCGGAUGAUUUACAGGGUAUUAAACCAGAAAAGAUAGAAGGAGACAUAGAGUUUAAGGAGGUAGACUUUUUCUAUCCAGCUAGACCAAAACAGAUUGUUUUGAAUAACGUAAAUUUAAAGAUUGAUGCAGGAAGAGUUGCUGCUAUAGUUGGGGAAAGUGGGUCUGGGAAAUCUACCAUCAUUAGAUUGAUUGAGAGAUUCUAUGACCCAUCAAAGGGUUGCAUACAAAUUGAUGGAGUUGAUAUCAAGUGCUAUAAUCUCAAGGCUCUAAGGUCACAUAUAGCAUUAGUAAGUCAAGAGCCUACACUCUUUGCAGGGACAAUUAAAGACAAUAUCUCAUAUGGGAGGGAGAAUGCAACUGAAGCUGAAAUAACUGAGGCCGCAACAAUUGCAAAUGCACAUGAUUUUAUAAGUUCAAUGAAAGAUGGAUAUGGAACCUACUGUGGAGAAAGAGGGAUGCAGAUAUCAGGGGGUCAAAAGCAAAGGAUAGCAAUUGCAAGAGCCGUAUUGAAGAAUCCACUGAUAUUGCUUUUGGAUGAAGCAACAAGUGCACUGGACAAUAACUCAGAGAAUCUUGUUCGAGAUGCUCUUGAGAAGACAAUGGCUGGAAAAACAUGUAUGGUUGUGGCUCAUAAACUUUCAACAGUUGAAAAAUCAGAUAAGAUAUGUGUGAUUGAGAAUGGAAGGGUUGUCGAACAGGGGUCUCACGGUGAGCUACUUGGUAAAGGAGAAAAGGGUGCAUACUUUUCACUUGUGAAGUGUCAGCAAAUUGGCUUUGACUACCAUAAGAUGAGAUAGUUUAAAGAAUAGCUCAACUCUAUUUUCAUAGGAACUUAGGUAAGACUUCAAGAGGAGUGGGCUCCUUCCUUGUUUUGGUUUUUCACAUAGCCUAGUUAGGGACAUGUCCUACGAUGUGAGUUUGUUUCUUUGUGGCUUAUUAUUGUAGUGUUAACUCUUGUUUUCUUGUUCCCUAUCCUGCUCUUAUGGAAAUAGUAGAACAAGGUAAGCUUAGAUUAUAG